This is a messenger RNA of Micromonas commoda, 777 nucleotides long. RefSeq lists its product with no specific name. The annotation marks the transcript as partial. The transcript has a single exon. Gene Ontology annotation, biological process: ribosomal large subunit assembly; rRNA processing. Gene Ontology annotation, molecular function: rRNA binding. The record is from RefSeq and is a predicted model, not a curated record. Lineage: Eukaryota; Viridiplantae; Chlorophyta; Mamiellophyceae; Mamiellales; Mamiellaceae. Gene Ontology annotation, cellular component: nucleolus.
ACCGGCGUGAACGCCAAGGAGAAGACGCUCAUCCUCAGCAGCCGCGGGGUGACGAGCAGGUACCGACACCUCAUGCUCGAUUUCUGCACCAUGAUGCCCAACAGCAAGAAGGAUGCCAAGCUGGACACCAAAAACCCGCAGGGCGCGGUGGUGGAGGUGGCGGACAUGAAAUCUUGCACCGGGGCCAUGUUCUUCGAGUGUCGCAAACGAACCGACUGCUACAUGUGGCUCUCCAAGUGCCCCCAGGGACCCUCGGUCAAGUUUUACGUCGAGAAUGUGCACACAAUGGCGGAGCUGAAGCUCACGGGGAACCACCUGAAGUUCUCCAGGCCGGUGCUUCACUUCGACGCGUCCUUCGACGAUAAGCCCCACCUCAGGCUCAUCAAGGAGAUGCUCACGCACACGUUCGCCACGCCUUACAGGCACCACAAGAUGAAGCCGUUCAUCGACCACAUCUUUGCCUUUUACUGGGAGGAUGGCCGCGUGUGGUUCCGCAACUACCAGAUUGUGCACCCGGAGGGCAAGGAGGUGAGGGCGACCGGUUUGACCCUCUCCGAGGCUGGACCCAGGCUCUGCCUCCAACCCAUCAAAAUCUUUCAGGGCGCGUUCGGCGGCCCGACGCUGUACGAGGACCCGGCCUACGUCUCGCCGAACAUCCAGAGGCGGGAGCAGAAGAAGCAGGACAUGGGCAAGUACGCGAGGAAGGUGCAGAAGAAGGCGGAGCGCAAGGCGCACGCGAGGAUGAACGCGCUCAAGCCGGACGAGCUGGACGGGUGG